This is a messenger RNA of Lolium perenne, 1003 nucleotides long. Its product is annotated as tricin synthase 1. NCBI's taxonomy places the organism in Eukaryota, Viridiplantae, Streptophyta, Magnoliopsida, Poales, Poaceae. Gene Ontology annotation, molecular function: S-adenosylmethionine-dependent methyltransferase activity; O-methyltransferase activity. The record is from RefSeq and is a predicted model, not a curated record.
UCACCAACCAAAGCUAGCGGAGAGGAAGCUCAGAGAGAGGAGGGGGGAGAGCGAGAGCCAUGGCGCCCAGCAGCGACAUCGUGGCCAACGUGCACAGCGCCAUCGACAGCAGCAACAAGACGCUGCUCAAGAGCGACGCCCUGUACACGUACAUCCUCAACACCACCGUGUUCCCCCGCGAGCCCGAGUGCAUGCGCGACCUCCGCCUCGUCACCGACAAGCACCCCUUGGGAUACAUGCAGUCGUCGGCGGACGAGGCGCAGCUGCUGGGGAUGCUGAUCAAGAUGGCGGGCGCCAAGAAGACGAUCGAGGUGGGCGUCUUCACCGGCUACUCGCUCCUCGCCACCGCGCUCGCCCUCCCAGCCGACGGCAAGGUGGUGGCCAUCGACACCGACCGGGACUGCUACGAGGUGGGCCGCCCCUUCAUCGAGAAGGCUGGCGUGACGCACAAGGUGGACUUCCGCGAGGGCCCCGGCCUCGACCGCCUCGCCGAGCUCCUCGCCGAGCAGGAGCAGGAGGACGGCGGGGAGGCGACCUACGACUUCGCCUUUGUGGACGCUGACAAGCCCAACUACGUUAACUACCACGAGCAGCUGCUGCGGCUGGUCCGCGUCGGCGGCACCAUCAUCUACGACAACACGCUCUGGGGCGGCACCGUGGCCAUGCCACUCGGCACGCUCAUGUCCGGUCUCGACACUAGGUUCUCCGCCGCCAUCAGGGACCUCAACGGCAAGCUCGCUGCCGACCCGCGCGUCGAGGUCUGCCAGCUCGCAAUCGCCGAUGGCGUCACAAUCUGCCGCCGCCUCGUCUGAUACGGCCGCGGUGUCACCAUCAUUCCCCGUGCCACUUUAGUCGAUUGUUUUUCAUCAGCGCUAGCGUGUGAAUCGUCUUAUGGUUUAAUUUCAAUAAGGGUAUUUUUCUUUUCCUCUCUUUUAUUUUAUUUUUGCUGUGUGCAUCUGUCUUCAAGUAUUUCAUUGGUGCAGGUGCUAAGUAUAAUUGGCAU